Raphanus sativus (radish) is the source of this 1512-nucleotide messenger RNA. RefSeq names its product E3 ubiquitin-protein ligase SIRP1. Gene Ontology annotation, molecular function: ubiquitin protein ligase activity. Lineage: Eukaryota; Viridiplantae; Streptophyta; Magnoliopsida; Brassicales; Brassicaceae. Gene Ontology annotation, biological process: protein ubiquitination. Gene Ontology annotation, cellular component: cytoplasm. The coding region runs from base 238 to 1290 and encodes 350 amino acids. The record is from RefSeq and is a predicted model, not a curated record. The transcript has 2 exons.
GGAAGGGGUUUUGGGUUAGAAGAGAGGACGUGGUUGGGUUGUUUUUGUUUCCUUCCACUCUUUCUCUUCUUCAUUUCCUCUCUCUCCUUUUAUUCUCCGGCCCUCUAGCAAAAGCAUCUUUAAAAAAAAUAUUUUGAGCUUUUUGGGGGGUUUAAUUUCUCAGAAUAACCAAAAGAAGGAUAAACAGAUUCAAAGGACACUGAAAGAUUCAGAGGAGGUUGAAAAGGAAAAGAAGACAUGGAGGAAACAAUGGCAGCUAGGUACUGGUGUCACAUGUGUUCACAAAUGGUGAAUCCAGUAACAGAAUCUGAGAUCAAAUGCCCCUUUUGCCAAAGCGGAUUCAUCGAAGAAAUGAGCAGUAACGGUAACGGAGGUGACCCGGGAACAGACCGUGCCAUGUCUCUAUGGGCACCGAUCUUGCUUGGAAUGAUGAGUACUCCUCGGAGACGAAGAAGGUUUAUGAGAGCAGAGUUUGAUGAAGAAGAAGAAGAAGACAAUGAUGCUGAUGUGUAUCAUCAUCAUAGAGCUAGAAGACACGGUGGAGAGAUUGAUUUGGACAGAGAGUUUGAAUCUCUCUUAAGGAGAAGACGAAGAAGCUCAGGGAAUAUAUUACAGCUGCUUCAAGGGAUACGCGCAGGGAUUGCUUCCGAGUAUGAAGCCUCUGAGAGCAGCAAUAGAGUUAUAAUGAUCAAUCCGUUGAACCAGUCCCUCGUCGUUCAAGGACAAGCUCAGAGUAGCCAUCAUCAUCAUCCUGCAUUGACUUCGCUUGGAGAUUACUUCAUCGGACCUGGUUUGGAUCUUUUGCUUCAGCAUUUGGCUGAGAACGAUCCCAACAGGCAAGGGACUCCGCCUGCUCGUAAAGAAGUGGUAGAUGCUUUGCCGACGGUUAAGAUAACGGAACCGUCGCUGCAGUGUUCGGUUUGUUUGGAUGAGUUCGGGAGAGGAGGAGUGGAGGAAGAAGCUAAAGAGAUGCCGUGUAAGCAUAAGUUUCAUGUUAAGUGUAUUGUUCCGUGGCUUGAGCUUCAUAGCUCUUGUCCCGUGUGUCGGUUCGAGCUUCCUUCUGCGAAUGGUGGUGAGAGUAAGGUUGAACCGGAGAGACGGGCGAGGACAAGAACUAGGACUCUUCCGGAGAGUAGUAACGGAAACGUUGUUGAGAAUGUGGGGAAUGAGGAAAGAGGAAGGGAGGAUGAUGCGAGGAGUGGUAAUGGAAGAAGGUUUUCGUUUUCAUGGCCAUUUAGUGGAUUGUUCUCUUCUUCUUCAUCCUCUGGAUCUCAGUCUGGUUCUCGCUGAUCGAAAGAAGAACAAAACAUCUUGAAAUUGUUGUUCUUGUUCUUGAACUUGAACUUGUUUUGUUCUCCUCUGCUUUUAUGUACAUACAAAUGAUGUUCUUUCACUCAGAUUGUUUCCAAAAAAAAUAUCCAUGGAGGUGUUAUCUGUUCUUAUUUGUUCCAAUCUUCUUGUAAUUGUUGCUGUACAGAGAUGGUCAAGUUUUAUUUUGUGUGUUUGUUUCAA